Messenger RNA from Anarrhichthys ocellatus (wolf-eel), 702 nucleotides. RefSeq names its product placenta associated 8, tandem duplicate 2 (gene plac8.2). The transcript is spliced from 5 exons. The coding region runs from base 93 to 407 and encodes 104 amino acids. The record is from RefSeq and is a predicted model, not a curated record. NCBI's taxonomy places the organism in Eukaryota, Metazoa, Chordata, Actinopteri, Perciformes, Anarhichadidae.
ACAUCAGUCACCUGCUUUGAUCGGCUAUAAAGACUCACGCUGCCUCCACUCUCUAUCUGUCCUCCUAGAGCCUCUACCGUCUGAUCCCCAUCAUGGCUGUGACCAACCAACCAGGCAGAUACGCGCCCUCUGAGUUCCAGACCGGCCUGUGUGACUUCUGUGACGACUGUGGAACUUGCUGCUACGGUCUGUUCUGCUACGCGUGUCUCGGCUGCUCCAUCGCCAGCGCCAUGGACGAGUGCUGCCUGUGUGGUCUGGGCAUGACGAUCCGCAGCGUCUACAGGACCAAAUACAACAUCAACGGGUCACUGUGCAAUGACUUCAUGAUGACCUGGUGCUGUCCGAUCUGUGCCACCUGCCAGCUGAAGAGAGACAUCGACCGCAGGAAGGAGCAAAACCUUUUCUGAUUAAAUGCCGUGGAGACGCUGUUCUCAUAGAAGCCUUUGUUCAUUCAGCCCAUUCUCUCUCUGAUAAACAUGUAAAGUGGCGUUCUGUGUGAUUUGUUUCCGUUAACGGUGCCAUAAAUUGGCUAUCGACUCUAAUCCCUUUGAGGUUCAGUUAAACAUCAGUGAGUGGAAAACAGCGUGAUGAUUUACUGCUUGGGUGAUAUAAUAAAGUGUAUCUGAACUACAGCUGACAGGAUGUGGAUUCAAUAAGUUUAAAGAUGUUCUUGAAAUAAAAUAAACUCUUAAUUUGAAUCAG